CGGACAUCUUGCCUGAUUGAUGGCUGUUGAUCCAGACAUGGAAUUGUUGAGGGGUUGACAUGUGGUUGGUUUUGCUGCGACCGCACACACCCUCACACCCCGCGUCCGACGGACAAGCAGAUAUCAGCGGAUUCUCAUCUGGUUUUGAUGUUCUUGGGUGUUUGGUGUCUGAUUUGGGGUAUCUGGAUUUUAAGACGUGUUGUGCCUGGGACUCCUGGUGGUGUAUAUAUGUAAGUAUGUGUGUGAUGCGGUUUGGUUGCUGUUAGUAUCUGGCAGAUACAGCUGAGAAACGAUUGGAACAAUAUGAG
This is a messenger RNA of Aspergillus heteromorphus CBS 117.55, 308 nucleotides long. RefSeq lists its product as uncharacterized. Lineage: Eukaryota; Fungi; Ascomycota; Eurotiomycetes; Eurotiales; Aspergillaceae. Bases 60 to 266 code for a protein of 68 amino acids. The record is from RefSeq and is a predicted model, not a curated record. The transcript is spliced from 2 exons.